AUGAAAUCAAUUGCAACAUUAUUCAUUACCAUCGCAAUAGCCUCAUGUGUGUAUACACCUGCUGAACGUCAAUUCAAUUAAGAAGCCCUGACUGGAGCCUAUGCUUUUAAUAAAUUGUCUGAGCCAUAACAUAUUUCAAAUUGUGGAGAUGAUGCUACUUAGAUUGAUCUUUUUAAUUUUGUUGGCUAUAUGCUCCAAAAGGCUGACAAAGCAAGUGUGUCUUAAUUAUUGGGAUUAAAGAAGGAAGUGGAUGACUACUUUAAUGGACUUCCCGAAGAAUACACAAAUUGUUUGUAUGCUGAGCCAGAAUUUUUGGAGAUUUGCACUAUAUAUGGAUUGAAGGAGACAGACAAGAUGGAAUAGAUUACCGAUAAAAUUUAUCAAUAUGCGAUGGGACACUUCAUUGCCACUAAGAAGGAGAUUCAUUAGGGUAAUCUAUAUUGGAACACUUAUCACGAAUACAAUGAUGCCGGCUAUCUAAUUGCCAGUUUUACCAAGAAGGCCUUAGUAACAGGAGUCGAAUAUGUUGAAUGA
This is a messenger RNA of Paramecium tetraurelia, 534 nucleotides long. RefSeq lists its product as uncharacterized. Lineage: Eukaryota; Ciliophora; Oligohymenophorea; Peniculida; Parameciidae. The record is from RefSeq and is a predicted model, not a curated record. The transcript is spliced from 2 exons.